Rotaria socialis is the source of this 447-nucleotide messenger RNA. The record is from the annotation of a GenBank genome assembly. NCBI's taxonomy places the organism in Eukaryota, Metazoa, Rotifera, Eurotatoria, Philodinida, Philodinidae.
AUGAAUUCGGCAGUGAAGUUUGCAUUCUUAUGUGUUUCGGUCGCUUUACUUUGCAACAGUGUUCAAUCGCGUUCACUUCGUCAGUUUGCAUCGAAACGUGAAGAAGAAAAAAAUCCUCUAUGUGAGCUUGUCAUUGCAAUUAUGGAUGGAGUCAUCAGUGGCGCAAAUCUUGACUUAACGCCUGAACAAGAAGCUUUAUUACCAAACCACGGCAGUAAACGUGAAGAGGCUGCUGAGGAAUGCAAAAGCGAACAAGAAGAGUGGUUAAAUUCAAUGAAACCUUUUCUAAGUUCAUUAUCUGAAGAACAACAACAAAAACUGGAAGAUGCAUUUAAAAUAUUUGCAGAAGAUGCCAGCAAAACAGAACGUGGACUUUCAUUCGCUAAAGGACUAUUCAAACGAACAAUGAACAAUCAACGAAGAUUUUUUAAGCAGUAUAGAUAUUAA